AGGAAAUAGCUCCCUGAUGUAAGUUCAAGCAUUUCUUCUUCUUAUCUGCUUUCUCCCAAAACAUAAAUAUCUACUACGUGCAGCCCAUAUGGAGAAGUCUUCCCGUGUUCGACCCUAUCACCCGCCAAGAUCCACAACCAUGCCCAGAACGGAGAGGGAGCGAGGAGCCCUAGCACCUCCGAGAAGGACUCCCAACAUGGCAGGUCGUCUCCAUGAGGCGUCGGCACUGAGAAAAGACAAGCUGCAGAAGGAGAAACCAGACACGAAGGAGGUGAAGGAGAAGCUGAAAUCCACAGUGGUGGACAUAGACAGUGUGAGAGAUGACGAGGCCAAGGAGGAGAACAUGGGGCUCCUGGAGGCGGCAGAACAGGAGGACGGUCUGAAGCGCAAGAACCUGGGAGUGUUUGAGUGGCUGCUGAUGGUCUUUGCCUUGACUUUGGUUCUCCUCUUCCUCCCUUUUUCCAUCUGGUUCUGCUUCCAAGUUGUGAGGGAGCACGAGAGAGCUGUGAUCUUCAGACUAGGUCACCUACUGCGUGGAAAACCCAGAGGACCAGGCCUCAUUUUCUACCUCCCGCUUCUUGAUGUGUGUCACAAAGUCGACAUCAGACUGAAAAUGUUAAAGGUUCCUCCUCACAUGGUGGUGACGAAGGACCUGGUGAGGCCAGAGCUGAGUGCGGUGUGCUAUUACCAGAUAGAGAACGUGGCCGUGUGCAGUGCCGCUCUGUCCAGUGUGACCACGCUGCUGCAGAGUCUGGUGCAGGCGGCGGUCAGAGACGUUCUCGCUCGGCACACAUUCAGCUACGUCGUGCUGCACCGGCGGAGGAUCGGGGAGCAGAUCCAAACGGCCGCCGACUCCGUGGCUUGUCGCUGGGGCAUCAGGGUGGAGAGAGCUGACAUAGAUGAGCUCAGUUUUUCUACCGACUUACAACAGAGUCUGUCUGCUGAGGCCGAGGCCAAGAGACAAGAGCAGGCCAGAGUAAAAGCUGCAGAGAGUGAGAGUGUGGCCGCCUGGGAUGGGUUCAGAGCCUCCCUCCGCCUCCUCCACCCUGCCUUGGUCCUGCCUCUCCCCCCAGAUCUCCUCAACGUAAACUCUGACCUUUCAGCCCUUCCACCUCCUCCUCCUCCUCCUUCUGCUGCGGAAGUAGAGGGAGAGAUGACAGCGGAGGACCGAGAGACGGACUCAACAAUGAUGUGACACAUGUUAAUAAUCAUU
Messenger RNA from Mugil cephalus (flathead mullet), 1213 nucleotides. RefSeq names its product NPHS2 stomatin family member, podocin (gene nphs2). The transcript has 7 exons. The record is from RefSeq and is a predicted model, not a curated record. NCBI's taxonomy places the organism in Eukaryota, Metazoa, Chordata, Actinopteri, Mugiliformes, Mugilidae. Bases 89 to 1195 code for a protein of 368 amino acids. Gene Ontology annotation, cellular component: plasma membrane.